CAUAUUGAAGUGCUGAUUUUUUUGUGUCUCGAACGGUGCUACCAGCUUUCUGUUUCCUGUUGGAGUCAGGAGGAGAUGGACAGAGAAAACACCACAAACAUGGAAAUCGACACGCUUUUGGAGGCACUGAAAGAUUUCGAGAAGAAAGGGAAGAAAGACGUGUGCCCUGUCUUGGACCAGUUUCUGUGCCAUGUUGCAAAGACCGGAGAGACGAUGAUUCAGUGGUCACAGUUUAAAUGCUACUUCCUCUUCAAACUGGAGAAGGUGAUGGACGAUUUUCGUGCUUCAGCCCCAGACCAGCGCGGGCCAGCCAACCCUAACGUCGAGUGCAUUCCCUACGAAGAGAUGAAGGAGAGGAUACUCAAAAUUGUGAAUGGCUAUAAUGGAAUCCCUUUCACCAUCCAGCGCCUGUGUGAGCUGCUGACUGAGCCCAGGAGGAACUACACGGGCACGGACAAGUUUCUACGGGGGGUGGAGAAGAAUGUGAUGGUGGUUAGCUGUGUUUACCCCACAUCUGAGAAAAACGGAUCCACCACUGUGAACCGGAUGAACGGGGUCAUGUUUCCCGGGAAUUCUUCAGCUUUUUCAGACAGGAACGUGAACGGACCAGGUACUCCCCGGCCGCUCAACCGACCAAAACUCUCCCUCUCCAGCUCGCUGGCCACCAACGGCCUUCCUGACAGCACGGAAAACAAGGCCACCACCACAGACAUGGGAGACGGCAGCCCCCUCAGCGACUCGUCCGUGUCAGAAGGGGACGGCUCCCCGGGCGGGCCUCUGAAGAACAAGCACCAGGAGGACGAGGACGCCAUGGAGGCCGAACAGCACGAGGUGAAGAGGCUGAAGUUCGACAGAGAUGACGACGAAGAGGACGAGGAGGAGGAAGAGGAGGGCGGGAAGGAGGCGGCCUGUCCUGCGCAGGCCGAGAGCUCGACGGAAAUGGCCGAGGAGGCCGAGUCUUCCUCCGACGUGCACGAGGAAGAGGAGGACGAGAAGAAGAGUGAAGCAGCCAGCAGUGCGUCGUCUGAAGACCAAGAGCCCUCCAGCACGCAGGCAGAGCCCUCCUCCGGCGGCCGGGAGGAGCAGGACGAGGAGGAGGCGGACAGGGAGGUGUCCUCAGCCUCCUCGGAGGCAGCGGCGGAGGAAGAGGAGGAGGAGGAGAGCGGAGAAAUGGACCAGUCCCAGCAGCCGGGCCCGGCGGGGAGCGAGGCCAGCCCGGAGGUGCAGGAGGGCAGCGACCCCUCUGACCCCAGCGACCCCAGCGACCCCGUCAGCAGCAGCAGCAGCAGCAGCAGCGAGGACAGCGUGUCGGGCGGGGCCGGCUCCUCCAGCAGUACGCCCGAGUCGGCAGCAGAGGGCGCCGGCGAGAACGGCGCGCGCGCGGCAGACACCUGCGACGAACCCAUGGAGCAAGACUAACCCCCCCCCUCCGCUUUACACACUGUCAGGCCACAGCCGCGAGAUCUCUGUAAAAUAAACUACGUGGACCUUUAGUUUCCAUGGAGAGGGGCCCGCCCUCACGGGGCCCCCGCCCCCCCGAGGGUCCGUCGGAGCCCCCGAAGCCCCUUCUCCAGAAGGCCACUCGUCGGUGGUUUGUGUAUAGAUUUGUUUUGUUUUUUGUUUGUUUUUGUUUUUUUUUUUGCAAUUUAAAAAAAAAAAAAGUUUUUCAACUGGAAGGUUAUUAUUUUGACAGUCAUUUUAAAUUUUUUUUUUUUGAAGCUCAUGACAUUUGUUUCCACGCAGGCCUUUCUGUUCCCAGCAGGUUUUCGCCACUCGGUCAUCGUUUCAGCAUUUGUCACUUUGGGUGUGUGUACCUCUUCUUCAUUUGUAAGAAAAAAAAAACAAAAACAAGUCUAAAAGGAGGAGGAAAGGAAAAGGCUGCGCGUUUCGCAGCGUGGCUCUCCGUUUCUGAGGGUUCGUGUGCGUCAGUCGGGCUGGGCAGCCGCUGUCUCAUGAUUGGUUAACCCCUGUGUGUCUUCGCCACUCUCAGACCAGGAUUAGAACACAUUCCAGGAGCGCUGCGCGGUCUGAACGCCCCGGAGAAGGUCCCCAGCCCCGACGCGGGAGGCAGCUUUUUCGCCCGCUAAACGCUCGAAACGUGACUGAUUUUAUUCUUCACCGCCGUUUGUUUGACUCGAGUUUCGGUUGUAGAGUGAAUGCUUUUCUCGUUUUUGUUUUUAGGUUCAUAUAUUUGCAUCCUUUAGAGAACGUUUGAUUUUUUUCGGGUGUCGGAGUCGCGUCUCUUCACGCCAGCUUCCCUUCCCUUUUCUUACACACAGGUCAUCAUCGCAAAAAUUACACUGCUCGAUUGCGUCACACGGCGAUCUCUAACAUAGUAACUUUACCUUGUACAAGAGUCAGAUACAAGAUAUAUAAUUUUGGGGUGCAUUGAACCACCGUAAUUUAUAUAAACUUUUCAACCGAAUGACCUAUUUUUUUGAACAUACUUUUUUGGCAGCCAGUUCUUGUUAGCGAUGUAAUGCCAGCUGAAAGCACAACGAUUGCUUCUCUCAUCUUUCUGUCACCUUGAAUACCAAGUCCUUUCACUUACGAACACCCAGACAAAACCACUGGCUGCCAAAUUUGUACCCGUUUCUGCAACUGUACUUUUUUGAUAUUUAGAAUUUUUAAAUUUCUGUAAAGUAGAUUUUGUAGAUUGUAAUAAGUGUUCACUGCCUUUGUGAAACGGUAUAUAAUUGUAUAAUUUCUGUGUAAACUGAAUGCUUGGGCUUUCAAUACAGUAUUCAUAUAAAGCAAUAAAUGUCAAUGUUCUAA
This is a messenger RNA of Conger conger (European conger), 2775 nucleotides long. RefSeq names its product protein phosphatase 4, regulatory subunit 2b (gene ppp4r2b). Gene Ontology annotation, biological process: protein dephosphorylation. The record is from RefSeq and is a predicted model, not a curated record. Gene Ontology annotation, cellular component: nucleus; protein phosphatase 4 complex; cytoplasm. The coding region runs from base 76 to 1419 and encodes 447 amino acids. Lineage: Eukaryota; Metazoa; Chordata; Actinopteri; Anguilliformes; Congridae. The transcript is spliced from 9 exons. Gene Ontology annotation, molecular function: protein phosphatase regulator activity.